AUGUCCACUACCCCGCUUACAGACGAAAUCUCAAUCCGCCUAGCCGUUGAAGAAGACAUCCCACAGCUCAACACCAUCGAAACCUCCGCAGCCCAGCUCUUCCGCACCGUCCAUCUCGCCUGGAUCGCUGACUCCCCGCCCCUCGACCCAGCCACCCUGCGCUCCAUGAUCGCGCAGAAGAACGUAUGGGUUGCAGUGACCUCAAACAACACAGCCGUAGGCUUCAUCGCCGUACAAGACCUAGACGGAAUGUUGUACAUCGCCGAGAUGGACGUCCAUGAAGACUGGCAGAGGAGGGGGAUAGCGCGGAUGAUGCUAGAGGAGGUGGAACGGCAGGCGAGAGAGAGGGGGUAUGAGUAUAUUUCUCUCACGACGUAUCGGGAUUUGGGGUUUAAUGGACGGUUCUACUCGAGGAUGGGGUUUGAGGAGGUGGAUGUGGAGAAGGCUGGGGAGGGACACGCACGGGAGUUGGAGGAGCAGGCAAGGGGUGGUCAUGAGAAGGAUAGGAGAUGUGUGAUGCGGAAGAGGGUCGCGGUAUAG
Molecule: messenger RNA, 540 nt
Organism: Aspergillus fischeri NRRL 181
Lineage: Eukaryota; Fungi; Ascomycota; Eurotiomycetes; Eurotiales; Aspergillaceae
Product: GNAT family N-acetyltransferase
Exons: 1
Coding region: 1-540 (179 amino acids)
Molecular function (GO): acyltransferase activity, transferring groups other than amino-acyl groups
Source: RefSeq, a predicted model, not a curated record